AUUAGGGAAAGGGGUGGAGUGCUGGGAGGAACAGCAGCCAGUGGAGUAGGUUUGACUAUAAAGAGCUAGGAAAAGGGAGAGAGACAGCAUUUCAGACUGCCUUUGAGUCUUCAGCAAAAUUGGUCAUGGCAGAGGGCCGGGUCCAGUCACUUCAUUACUCCAUAGGGCUCCUGGGCAUUGCUUCAGGAUCCCUCUUGCUAGCUGUGCACUCCUACAGCUUCACCAGCCCAGCCCCUCUGAUCCCCAGCACGGCUCUGGGAGUCCUUCUGUUUAUUAUAUCAGCUCUCUUGGCAUAUGCAGGAGUUCAGAAGAGCCUGAGAAGUGCCUCCUUGUUCGUGUCGCUGUGUCUCACCAUCUCAGUGCUGUGGUGCAGCUAUGGAGUCAUCCACAUCCUGGCAGGGCAAGGGGUCCUGAAUGGCACUGGUGAUUUCCGCAAUGCCGUGGUGCCCGGCCUGGCGACAUUUACUCUGGGGCUCCUCAUCAUUGGGGUGGUGGGCUUCCUUCAAAGAGAGCUCAUCCUUGCCAUGGUUGCUUCUUGCAUUUCGCUUGCCUGUGCCCAUGAAAUUGCCAUGCUUUAUAACACGGCUUUUGGUUCCUCGGCAGUGGCUUGCAAUUAUAUGAUUGUCUGCUUCCUUGGGGGCUAUUUUGCUAUGGGGAGGGGUCUUUAUUUCCUCAGCAAGAAGAAAAUCACCUUUCCUGGCACAGAUCUAGGCAAGAGUAAGACCAAUGAGCAGGUCCAAGCCAAUGGUGCCAACACGAAUGACUUGGCAGUCAUUGGUCUGAUCUUGAACAUGCUGUCUGCCAGCGUCUUUGGCUGCAGGCUCCUGGGAGUGACCAGCAAGCUUGUGGGCCAAGUACCUUGGCUUUGGGCAGCUGGGAUUUACCAGAUUGGGGUCUGCAUUUUCUCUUACCGUGCCCUGGAUACGUUGGCUGCCACAUUCUUUGGUUUCACCUCUGUGCUGAAAUUUGCUGGAGGCUAUUCCCUCCUGUACCGGAUCUGGCAGCAGGAUGAGCCGGUUUUCCCCAUCCCUUUCUUGGUGGUUUUUGCUAUCCUCUUUGCUGUCUUGGCCCUUUUCAUCACCAUUAAAAGCCUGGUGGAUGGCCUGUAUUUGCUCUUUUACGUGGCCUACUGCAUCGCCCUAGCCUGUCACCCUCAUGGUUAUUUUGAAGGUGGUCCCCAAGGCGUAGACGUGGCCAUCUUUGUAGCCUCGGCCCUUAUGGCUCUCAUUUACCAGUACAACAUGAAGGCGAGUGCCAGAAUCCCUACAGGGGAGGGAACGGUCAAGGCCUUGCUCUCCCACAGCAGUCAUCUCAAACUUCAUGAAGGGAAAGACCUUCAUGCUCCCUACCUUGGCUAUUCCAAGUAUGCCGAUGCCGAGGUGCUUGGCUUUGCAUGCAGCGUCCUUGCUUCCUUUGCUAUCACGAUGACAGUGGACCCAAGGGCACCACUUGCUACUGUUGUUAUACCUUGGGUGGUGAUAGCCGGAGGGAUCCUUAAGAUUUUAUGUGGUUCAGUGGCCUUUGCCCGUGGUAAGACCUUGGAGAGCAGUGCCUUCAUUCUCUAUGGGGUCAUGUGGAUCAUCUGGGGCUUAACCAGAUAUGGUGAUCUCUAUGGCACUAGCAGGGGCUUCCAAAUAGCUGUAGGCAUCAUUGCCCUCAUGCUUUUCAACUGCUUCAUUGUCUUCUGCACUCUCUUCCUAAGCAUUUCCUGGUUCAUUUACUCCCUCACCUUCUUACUCAUACUCAUCAGCUUCGUGCUGGAUGCAGUCAAUGCCAUGCCAGCUGGCUAUGAUAUUGCUGUCACCAUCAUCUUUGGGCUGGCCAGCUUCUAUUGCUUCCUUUCUGCCCUUUUCAACAGUACCUUUGAAGGUUCCCACUUCCCUAUGGGUAGGCCUAUUGUGAAGCUCAGUGGUGUUGGGGGAGGAAGCACCAAAUGCCUUCACUUGCCUGCUAGGAAAGCUUCCUCAGUCAAGCAAAUUGCAGAGAUCAUGAAGAAUGGAGGAGCUUGUGGCAUCCCCACAGACACAGUGUACGUUCUGGUGGCAGCCUGCAAUCGACCUGAUGCCGUAGAGAAAGCUUACAAGACUAAGCGCCAGGCUCAGGAUCGCCCCAUGUCACUCUGGAUUUCUAGUCUGAAGCAGCUGGAACCUACAAAGCAUUUGUUCAACCCCAUACUGUGGGAUUUCAUGGCGGCUGCCUGGCCAUCUCCCAUUAGCCUGGUGGUUGCCAGAGGGGAAUGGGUGGACUUCCUGGGGAUGAAAGACUCUGCCAAAUAUGUUGGUACCUCUCAGAGCAUCGCCAUCCGUAUCCCCGACUGCUCCAUCACCACACAUCUCAUUGAUCUGGUUGGCCCCAUUGCAGUCACAUCAGCCAAUCCAACUGGAGAAGCAGACACCACCCACCACAAUCAGGUGUAUGCCAAACUGGGAGACAAGGUGGAUGCGGUUCUAUGCGAUGGGCCUUCUCCAGAGAACAUUGCCUCCACUGUUGUGGACUGCACCAAGAUUGAGAGUGGAAACAUAGGGUUCUUCAGGGUCGGCAUUGUUCCCAAAUCCCAGGUGCUACAGAUACUGGAGCAGGUGCAGAGGAAACACAUGCAGGGCCAUACCAAUGGCAGCGUCGCCGUGGCGGGCCAGAAGCAGCAGCAGCACCUCUCCCAUGCCAUCUCCAAUGGGAUACAUGCUGCUAGCCCAGAAGAGAGUGCAUUGACAUUAUUCACUAAUGGUGCAUUCAGCGCUGAUGAAGAGGGAGGAAAGCUCUGAGCAGCCCAGUUACACAUUCACCAGGGAGGGGCUUUCCAGUAAGUGACAUGAAGAUAAAAAUAGAGGAUGGGAGAGAGAUCCCUGUCUUAGGUGCUGUGAAUCCACCCUUCUAUGGAUACAGCUAAACUGCCUCUGCCUGGGGGUGAUUUAUAACCCAGGAAUGUACAGUGCUAUUUUUCCUCAUUGGAGUCCACCAGAUUUCACCAAAUACCAUCUAUGAUCAAACAAUCUUACUGGAGUGGCUUACUGGCCCCAGGUCCUUCUUCAAGGGUUUAUGCUUCAUCCCAAUAUGAAGACUGGUCAUACGGCCUCUGAUUUGGGAAAGUCUUUCUGUUAAUGUUACUUAUAUUGAUUUCCUUAGGGGGGAACUCUACAUGAAACAAGUGAUGAACCUUGCUCUCCCGCCCCCAUAGACCUUUUCAGAGGCUUGAACAUGAGUGCAGUGUAAACAUCAAGGUAGAUAGGAGAUGGCGCCUGGAUGUUGGCAUCUUUUCCCAAGAAAGGCAGGUACCUAAAGUUUAGCUACUUGGCUCAAAAUGAAGAUUGCAGAAGUAGUGGAGUUUCAGGAAAGACCCUCCUUUCUGAGGGAAUGAUAUCACCCUGGGAGCUGCUAGUAUCUACACUGCAGGCACAUUUUUGAAGUAUCAAAACUCUUAAACCUGAGAAUGCAGGCUUUUGUUCUUAACCUAGGGGCUUUGCUCAGCUUGCCUGCUGAGAGACAUUUGGGUCGGGUUCAACCAGUUCCAACUCUCCAUUCCCUCCAGGCAGGGAGUUGACACUCAUCUAUGUAGCUUAGUCUGCCCUGAGAGCAAAUUUAAUCCCCCCCCCCCCCCCCUGCACUGGAUAAUAAUGUGGCAUAUGGGGAAACUGAGGCACACAUAGGCUUCAUAAAAAAAUAUUACAACAGUUCCCACUUUGUUACAAUUCUGAGGGAACAAUAAGGCCUUCUUGACUUGUUGAGGAGAUGGCUUCCUUCUAUGCAAAGACAGAAUGUUGCAUCAUUGACUUAUUUAAUUUAUUUUGCAGAGU
This is a messenger RNA of Trachemys scripta elegans, 3791 nucleotides long. RefSeq lists its product as uncharacterized. The record is from RefSeq and is a predicted model, not a curated record. Gene Ontology annotation, molecular function: double-stranded RNA binding; nucleotidyltransferase activity; tRNA binding. Gene Ontology annotation, cellular component: cytoplasm. NCBI's taxonomy places the organism in Eukaryota, Metazoa, Chordata, Testudines, Emydidae. Gene Ontology annotation, biological process: regulation of translational fidelity.